AUGGACAAGAUAUUCGUACAAGCAUCCUCGAAAAAUGAGGUCAAAGAUUUCGACCAUUUGUUAAGACUAUUAAACGAGAUUGUCGACGCCGCUCCUGAGUUCUGUGUUGUACCGGGACGCGAAGGAGAACCUAUCGGUGUUCCAAUGUAUGUGCUUUUCGACUUGCUCAGCAACACUGGUGCUGCGUAUGAUUUAUUCCGCAUGACCGCUUUCAAUGCCGCCUUGAAAAAUCUUCUCAAGCAUGGGGUGCCUAUCUCAAGUCCGAUGGUUCAAAUAAUACCCUCACGGCCGAGCCUAAUGGUUGGUUUGGGGAGCUUGGCCUCCGAUCACUUGAACAAGACCGCGGCGACUUUGAUGCAAACUAUAUUACCCCUGAUCCUACUGCUGUCAACCGCGGAUACAAGUCCUGGGACGAAUUCUUCACUCGGAAAUUUCGGGACGGCGUUCGCCCUAUUGAGGAAUCGCCGUAUCCCAACAAGAUUGUCAUCCACAAUGCCUGCGAGUCCACUCCUUAUUACGUACCAUCGUCAUCAGACAGUGUUAAGGCGCAUGAUCAGUUCAGGCCAACCUUACUCGCUCUGGGACAUGUUUGACAUUGGACCCGAUCGCGAGUACUACGUUAAAAAAUUCGAAGGCGGCAAAGUAUAUCAAGCAUUCCUCUCACCUCAAGACUACCACCGCUGGCAUAGCCCUAUCCAUGGCACGAUUGUGAAAACAUUUAUUCUCCCCGGCACAUACUACGCCGCCCUUCCAGACGAGGGUGUAAAGAAAGACAACGGUGAACGGAGUUAUGCUGGAGCCUUGAUCCGUUCGCAGGCCUGGCUCACUACGCACGCUACACGCGCAAUCAUCUUCAUCGAAGCCGACGACACAGAUAUUGGUCUCGUGUGCUUCAUUGGCGUGGGCAUGGCAGAGGUGUCUACGUGUGAUGUAACCGUCAAGGAACAACAGAAAGUUAAACCCGGCGACGAGCUCGGGAUGUUCCAUUUCGGCGGCUCAUCCCACACCUUGAUCUUCGGCCCCAACGUCAACAUAAAGUUUUUUGCCAGCGUGAAUAAACACGCUUGGAUAAAUUCCCCCAUUGCUAUAGUCACCAAGAAACCUAAUGCUGACAAUUAG
Psilocybe cubensis is the source of this 1119-nucleotide messenger RNA. RefSeq lists its product as uncharacterized. Gene Ontology annotation, biological process: phosphatidylethanolamine biosynthetic process. The record is from RefSeq and is a predicted model, not a curated record. NCBI's taxonomy places the organism in Eukaryota, Fungi, Basidiomycota, Agaricomycetes, Agaricales, Agrocybaceae. Bases 1 to 1119 code for a protein of 372 amino acids. Gene Ontology annotation, cellular component: mitochondrion. The transcript has 2 exons. Gene Ontology annotation, molecular function: phosphatidylserine decarboxylase activity.